Messenger RNA from Achroia grisella, 908 nucleotides. RefSeq lists its product as uncharacterized. The transcript is spliced from 2 exons. The record is from RefSeq and is a predicted model, not a curated record. Lineage: Eukaryota; Metazoa; Arthropoda; Insecta; Lepidoptera; Pyralidae. The coding region runs from base 66 to 530 and encodes 154 amino acids.
UUGUCAUUAAAUCUAUUAAAACGUCAUGACGUUAAUCGGACUUUAGAUUAAUAGUUAUUAUUAUUAUGGUCGAUUCAACGAGUCAUAAUGAUAAGAAGACGCCAAUUCUUGCCUUACGGUUGAUUACUCUGGUUCUGCUGGUGGCUGCUCUGACGAUACACUUUCGUUCUGUGCGCGUGUUCCGAUGGGAACAGUCUGUAUCCGGCGGUAUAUUAGUUACAUAUUGCAUUACUUUGCUUGGUCUGGCUUUGUGUGCGGGCACGGAGGAUAGCGGCGGUCAGGCUUUUCAGGCAUUCCUAUGCGGAGCUGGAGCAGCUAUCUUUGCUGUAAACGCUGCCGCUAUUUGGCGUCGUUGGCGCCGUGCUGGCGAGUUGACGCGUGUUGUUGCUGAGCUGCUGUUUGCUAUGGGAAUCCCUCUAAAGCGACAUGUACAGGCCAAGGUCUUUUUGAGCAGCGCAGUAGCAGCUUGUUUAUUGCUAGAUCUAGCUGUAGCACCGUUAUUGUCUCCAGAACCUAUUAGAGUGCAAUAGUUGCUUGUUUUUAACGUUUUCCGAAAAAGAAUUUCAACUCACAUUUAUGUCCUUAUUCUUCGGAAUAUUAAAAGGAAAAAUAUAAAAACUAAAUUAUAAUUUUAAAAGUUGCGACAGUACCUAGUCAUCGCGUAACAAUUUUCUUAGCACGUCAUCUGGUACUGUUGCACCGUGAAAGAUUCCAAAUUCAUAACGAUCUGUGGCCGGACCAUCGCAGAGAAAGCGAGUGAUUUAAUUCGCUUCAAACUGUACCGGGAAAUCGAUGUUAACAGUAACUGCUGGGUCACUUUAAAUGGAAUAGAUCAUAGUUAAUAAAAUUUUUGAUUUUAAUUUGUUUUAUGUAUAAGAAGGUCCUAAAUUUCGUUUUCUUACGACGAU